Messenger RNA from Eimeria tenella, 1965 nucleotides. RefSeq lists its product as uncharacterized. NCBI's taxonomy places the organism in Eukaryota, Apicomplexa, Conoidasida, Eucoccidiorida, Eimeriidae. The transcript is spliced from 3 exons. The record is from RefSeq and is a predicted model, not a curated record. The coding region runs from base 1 to 1965 and encodes 654 amino acids.
AUGAAGCAGCGCCUGGCCCCGAAGAGACGCAGCAGCUGCUGCAGCAGCAAGAGGUGCAGCAGCAGCAGCAGCAACAGCAGCAGCAACAGGAAGCAAGAAAACGCAAAUGUGCCGCAGCAGAUCAACAAGAUAAUACUGCUGCUGCAGCAGCAGCAAAAAGACGAGCAGCUCGCAGUCUUCUUUUUGCUGCUGCGGGGAGAAGAUGCUGCUGCUGCAGCGGCUGCUGCUUCUCGUGCUCCUGCUGCUGCUGCUGCUGCCUCUAAAAAUGCGGAUAGUGAGGUGGAGCACGCAGCCAGAGUUACGCAUUCCCCAGCCACUGCUAGCAGCAGCAGCAGCAGCAGCACGCGAAGCAGCAGGCACUGCAGCAGCUGCAUCUUCUGCACGCAGCAGCAAAAUGAAGCCUGCGAGCUGCCCGUCUCUUUGCUGCUGCUGCAGCUGCAGUCUUAUCUCGUUGAUGUGCUGCGGUACCUGCGAGACACAGCAGCAGCAGCAGCAGCUGCUGCUGCUGCAGGAGGGGUGGAUGCUGCAGAGGCACAGAAAGCAGCAAGAGCAGCAGAAACAAACUACGCACAUCACCUCCAAUUCAUACUAGGAAGCUCGUGUGCUGCGCUGCAGCAGCAGCAGCAACAGCAGCAGCAGCAGCAGCAGCACCAUCAGCCACGUUCGGGACCCGCCAAGUCGCUAGAGGAAAAAUCAUCUGCGUCCUCGUCCCAGGCAACAAAAGCUGAGACGACAGCAGCAGCAGCAGCAGCAGCAGCAGCAGCAACGCCUGCAGCAGCUGCAACUAAAGAAGAGCAGCAGAGAGCAGCAAACAUCAGCAGUGCUGACUACCAGCCUGCUGCUGCUUUGCAGCGUUCCGCCAGCCCUGCAUGCAGCAGCCCAGUUCCAGCUCAGCAGCAGCAGCAGCAAGAGCAGCAGCAGCAGCAGCAGCAGUCUUCUCCUUUGCAAGGCGAAGGCUCAGGCGUUCCCGACGCAUUCAGGAAGGAACCAGUGCCAAAGGGUCUUCAGCAGCAGCAGCAGCAGCAGCAGCAGCAGCAGGAAAUGCCUGCUGACAAAGGUGCGCCGGCUGGCAGCACCUCGAAAGUGGCAGCAGCAGCAGCCGCAGCAACGCGAGCAGCGCUAAGCCCCACAAAGUCCGCCUCCCCCGUCUCUGGCCUGAGCAGCAGCAAGUGCAGCAGCAGCAACAGGGACGCCAGCAGCAGCAGCAGCAGCAGCAGCAGCGAGAAGGCUGCAAGCCCGUGGGCUGGACCAGCAACACUUUUGCGGUGCCCCGAGCUCGAGGGGCUUCCUGCUUUUCUUUCUCCUUACAUUUGCAUAUUUGCUGCGCUGCUGCUGCAGGGCCCCACAGCUGCUGCAGCAGAAGCAGCAGCCACUGCAGCAGACGCGACGGAGAAGCUCACGCUGCUGCGGCAGCAGCAGCAGCAGGAGAGCAGACAGCAAGAGGCGCAGCUCCUGCUGCAGCUGCAGCACGCACACAAUGACUUCCUGCUGCUGCAGCAGCAGCAGGAAGAGCUGCAGCAGCUGCGAGAGAAACUCGCAAAGUACGAGGCCAGCCAGGGCUCUGUGGUUUUCGGCGGGCCCCACAGCAGCAGCAGCAGCAGCAGCAGCAGCAAAGACACCGAAGCAGUUAAGCAGAGGUGCAGCCACACUUUUUCUCUGCCACACCCAGAAGACACGGCAGACGCGCCAGCAGCAGCAGCAGCAACAGCAGCAGCAGCAGUGCCGGGAACUGGAGACAACCGCAGCCCGGCCAAUGGCUCUGCGGCAGAGCAGCAGCAGCAGCAGCAGCAGCAGCAGCUGUCGAGGGCUUGCUGCACUUGUCUCUCGGACUUGGCGUCGAGAGCCGAAGUGGCUUCGUCCAGCAGCAGCAGCAAAGGCUGCCGCAGCAAAGCCCGCGCCAGCGCCAGCCGCUGCUUCUGGCCCCCCGACAGCUGCGCGCCCCCGGCCCCGCAGCGCGUGCUGUAG